UCUGCUUCAGUGUCGGGGAGGAGUCGGGGGCGGGGCUGGAGCCCGAGCCGCCGGGUGACGUCACCACGCUUCCGGCCGGAGCGGGCCUGGCAGCGGCGGGACCGCGUCACUGGGGCGCGCCGCGGGUCCGGGCGCGAUGGCGGCGCUGGGCGGGGACGGGCUUCGCCUGCUGUCGGUGUCGCGGCCGGAGCGGCAGCCCGAGUCGGCGGCUCUGGGCGGUCCAGGCCCCGGUUUGUGCUGCUGGGUGUCCGUGUUCUCUUGUCUCAGCCUCGCCUGCUCCUAUGUGGGCAGCCUCUACGUCUGGAAGAGCGAGCUGCCCAGGGACCAUCCUGCCGUAAUCAAGCGGCGCUUCACCAGUGUCCUGGUAGUGUCAAGUCUCUCGCCCCUCUGCGUGCUACUCUGGAGGGAACUUACAGGCAUCCAGCCAGGCACAUCCCUGCUCACCCUGAUGGGAUUCAGGCUGGAGGGCAUUUUUCCAGCAGCGCUGCUGCCCCUGCUGCUGACCAUGAUCCUUUUCCUGGGCCCACUGAUGCAGCUCUCUAUGGAUUGCCCCUGUGACCUGGCAGAUAGGUUGAAGGUUGUCCUAGCCCCUCGCUCCUGGGCCCGCUGCCUCACAGACAUGCGCUGGCUGCGGAACCAAGUGAUCGCCCCCCUGACAGAGGAGCUGGUGUUCCGGGCCUGCAUGCUGCCCAUGUUAGCACCGUGCACAGGCCUGGGCCCUGCUGUGUUCACCUGCCCACUCUUCUUUGGAGUUGCCCAUUUUCACCACAUUUUUGAGCAGCUUCGUUUCCGCCAGAGCAGUGUGGGGAGCAUCUUCUUGUCUGCAGCGUUCCAGUUCUCCUACACAGCUGUCUUCGGUGCCUACACUGCUUUCCUCUUCAUUCGCACAGGACACCUGAUUGGGCCGGUUCUCUGCCACUCCUUCUGCAAUUACAUGGGCUUUCCUGCCGUAUGUGCGGCCCUGGAGCAUCCGCAGAGGCGGCUCCUGCUGGCAGGCUAUGCCCUGGGUGUGGGAUUCUUCCUGCUUCUGCUCCAGCCCCUCACGGACCCUAAGCUCUACGGCAGCCUUCCCCUUUGUGUGCUUUUGGAGCGGGCAGGGGACUCAGAGGCUCCCCUGUGUUCCUGACCCACGCUCCUGUACACACUCCUAUGAACUCUCAUGGGCUUCCCAGCCCCUCCCCAUCAAGGGGUACUGCAGGGGAGGAGCUGGCUGGGGUCCCCGAGAACUCAGGAAUUUUUGUAGGGGAUUGAAGCCAGAGCUAGUUGAAUCCCAGGGACCAAGAGAAAGGAGUAGAUAUCCAAAGGAUGUGGCCCCUCCUGAAAGGGGGUUGAGGAGCAGCCAGGAGUGAGGGGACAAGGGGCGGGUCCCAGGAGCCGUGCACUCCCUUCCUCACUUUGGACUGUUGCUUCUCUGAGCUGCUCUGUCCCCCCUGCCUCUGAAAAGCUGCUCGGGGGUGGAAUUUACAAAAACCCUCCCCCCACCUUCCCAGGGUUUUCUCAUUGUCUUUUUGCAUCAGGACUUUGUAUUGGGAUAUUAAAGAGAUUUAACUUGGGUAA
Molecule: messenger RNA, 1557 nt
Organism: Globicephala melas (long-finned pilot whale)
Lineage: Eukaryota; Metazoa; Chordata; Mammalia; Artiodactyla; Delphinidae
Gene: RCE1
Product: Ras converting CAAX endopeptidase 1
Biological process (GO): CAAX-box protein processing
Cellular component (GO): endoplasmic reticulum membrane
Molecular function (GO): metalloendopeptidase activity
Source: RefSeq, a predicted model, not a curated record